GCAACCAAAAUAAUGACGCGUCGGGCACGUGGCAUGGAGGAGUGGAAAAGUCCCCGUCGCUUUUCGCAUUGGUUCCUCCCCAGCGCCGGAGAUCGUAGUCGUGUAACAGCGCCGACGAAGAGAAAGCCCACCUGGUCAGCUCGGAGGGCGGCAGGGAGGCGGUUUUAUCUCCGGAGCCGCUUCCCUCCCGUCCGGGGCGGCAAUUGGAGUAGAAAAGACCGGGCGAAUAAAGCGGCGGCGGCGGUGUCGCAGGUGGAGAAAGAGGGUAUGGCGGACAACGACCCGCCAAGCGCCAAGGAGCUCUCUCACUUUGCAGAAAAUCUCCUACAACAGCUGCAAGAAAACUUUGAAGACCUGACUGAUAAAUUAUCUCUACAAAUGGAUGAGAUGGGUGAACGAAUAAAUGAUUUGGAAAAGCAUGUUGCUGAACUAAUGGCUGAAGCUGGAAUAGAAAAUACUAGUGAAGAUUCUGAACGAACUGAAGGCAUCAAAGAAACCCUGCAUGCAACAUGAAUACUUAAGUAUGGUCUACGUUUGUACAAUUUUAAGAUAUUUUGUUAAGACUAUAUAUAACUAAUGGAUACACAAGCAAUGUUUUUCUAUACUACAUCAUUGGCUACAAAGAAAAAUCAAGUUGUAAAUAUUUCUGGCCUGUAUUACUGCUAUAAUAUAGAAUCACACAAGUGUGAUGGGCAGUAAUUUGAUAAAUACAUAAAUAAGGAAAAUUUUCCUUAUGAAUUUUUUUGUUUAAGAGUGACAUUAAAGGUUGAAAACUGGCUUCAUAUUAACAUUGAAUUCAUGACAAUUCAUACACUUUUUUGUAUAUAAGCUUUUAUACCAAGUGUAGUUUCCAUUUUUUCCUUAAAGUUCGUUUUCUUGGUACAUCAUGUAUAGAUGUUAAAACUAUCAAGUACAAAGAAAGCGGAUUAAGAGUCCAUGCUAAUAGGUAAAAUUCGUGUCAUCUCUACUUCGAUUAGCUUUCGUCUAUUGGGAUCAGAUGUUUUGAACUCAUAUUGCUGUAUGUCACUAAUGGAGUUCUGAACAAUUUCUACUAUGAUUUUUAGAAUAAUAUUCCUAGAAUAGGAGGCCCUUCGUGGUUUAACUACUGCAACACAUCCUACAUGGAACUGUCCUUGAAGACUACGCAGAAGCUUCAGUUGAUCCAGAAUGCAGAGGCAUGGGCAGCAACAGAUAUGCUUUGAUAUGCCUGUGUAAUAUCCCUGCUUUGUGAACUGCCCUAGUUGCGUUUGUUUCUGGGUAAGAUGCAAGGUGAUGGUAAUCACCUAUGAAAUCUUACAUAGCACAGGGUCUGAUUACUUGAAGCACUGCCUACCUCUCUAGUAACUAGCAGAUUUGAUUCAGGUUAUGCAUAUUCCAGUUCUUUUGAUUAAGCAAUGUCAUCUCUCAGCACCCAGAAGUGCAUAUUCUCUGCUGGAGUGCCUGCCCUCUGGAAUGAGGUUCUCCACAAGCACUAGGUGUUUUAUGUUGUUGUUUUAGAGCAGAGGUCUUCAAACUUGGUAGCUUUAAGACUUGUGGACUUCAACUCCCAGAAUUGCAUAGCUGGCUGGAGAAUUCUGGGAGUUGAAGUCCACAAGUCUUAAAGCUGCCAAGUUUGAAGACCUCUGUUUUAAAGGGUCUUGACCACCUGGCUCUUUGCCCUGACCUUUGACUACAAUGGAUGUAAUAUCUUCCAAGGAGUGGGUACUUUUACUUCUGUCCUCUCCUUCCUUUUUUACCUUUUGUAAGGACUUUUGUUCCUUGUUUUUAUUGCAUUAUAUUGUUCCUUUGGUGUUUUUGCUUGUGAACUGCCCAAAUUGUUGGGAGUUGGACAGCGUAUGUAUUUACUAAGAACACAAUUAUGAUUUUUAGCAAAUGAAUUUAGGAAAUUAGAUAACUGAAUGAUGUCAGAAAUAUAACCUGAACCUGGAUGACGUUUUUCAUAUAUCAUGCUAAGUCAUAGUUUGGUUCGCCAUGAUUUAAUAAGUAAGCAAAAACUGGAUAUAUUUGUGCUCUAAGUUAUAAAAUAUUAUUUAUAAAUUGCAAUUUGUCAAUCACACUAAGCAAAAAAUAAAAAGAUCACACAGUGGUUUA
Pantherophis guttatus is the source of this 2091-nucleotide messenger RNA. RefSeq names its product heat shock factor binding protein 1 like 1 (gene HSBP1L1). Gene Ontology annotation, biological process: cellular heat acclimation. The record is from RefSeq and is a predicted model, not a curated record. Gene Ontology annotation, molecular function: transcription corepressor activity. Gene Ontology annotation, cellular component: nucleus; cytosol. NCBI's taxonomy places the organism in Eukaryota, Metazoa, Chordata, Lepidosauria, Squamata, Colubridae.